Macrobrachium nipponense is the source of this 3636-nucleotide messenger RNA. It is a transcript of the gene gammaCOP, whose product is annotated as coatomer subunit gamma-2-like. The transcript is spliced from 20 exons. Gene Ontology annotation, biological process: intra-Golgi vesicle-mediated transport; endoplasmic reticulum to Golgi vesicle-mediated transport; protein secretion. NCBI's taxonomy places the organism in Eukaryota, Metazoa, Arthropoda, Malacostraca, Decapoda, Palaemonidae. The coding region runs from base 293 to 3394 and encodes 1033 amino acids. Gene Ontology annotation, cellular component: COPI vesicle coat; endoplasmic reticulum-Golgi intermediate compartment; endoplasmic reticulum. Gene Ontology annotation, molecular function: structural molecule activity. The record is from RefSeq and is a predicted model, not a curated record.
GUUGUAAUGGGAAUAUGUGCUUCUUAAUCUAUUUUCUCCUAAUCCUCUUGCAGUGACUCCGUCGCUCGUCUUGUUUGUCCUUGAUCACCGUGGUGUCUAUCACAAGCAGGCUAAAGGAGGCGGCAAUCCAUACCAUUGUGUUGACAAGACCUCGGUGUUGCAAGAGGCAAGGGUGUUCAAUGAGACCCCUGUUAAUGUGAAAAGGAGCACCCAUGUCCUCACAAAGAUCCUGUACCUCCUUAACCAGGGGGAGAACCUUGCUGCCAAGGAGGCCACUGAUGCCUUUUUUGCCAUGACAAAGCUCUUCCAGAGUAAUGAUCUUGUGCUGCGGCGGCUUGUCUAUCUCGGCAUCAAGGAACUUUGCGAAGUUGCAGAGGACACAAUCAUUGUGACAUCUUCCCUAACGAAAGACAUGACUGGAAGGGAAGAACAGUACCGAGCUCCAGCAAUCAGGGCUCUCUGUCGCAUAACUGAUGCCACAAUGAUGCAAGCAAUUGAACGAUACAUGAAGCAGGCCAUUGUGGACAGAGCCCCUGGAGUUAGCAGUGCUGCACUGGUGUCUUGCCGGCAUAUUAUGAAGGAGUCCCCUGAUGUGGUCAAGCGCUGGGUGUCAGAGGUUCAAGAGGCUUUGAGUUCUGAUUGUGUUAUGGUACAGUUCCAUGCUUUGGGUGUUCUCCACCAGAUCAGAAAGAGCGACAAGCUUGCUGUCACCAAGAUGGUAUCUAAGUUGACAUCUUCUGGAUUGCGCUCACCGUAUGCCAUCUGCUUGUUGGUUAGUGUUUUGAGCAUGCUUAAUACAAUCUGUAAUACUUUUGCAGGAGGCGGCAAUCCAUACCAUUGUGUUGACAAGACCUCGGUGUUGCAAGAGGCAAGGGUGUUCAAUGAGACCCCUGUUAAUGUGAAAAGGAGCACCCAUGUCCUCACAAAGAUCCUGUACCUCCUUAACCAGGGGGAGAACCUUGCUGCCAAGGAGGCCACUGAUGCCUUUUUUGCCAUGACAAAGCUCUUCCAGAGUAAUGAUCUUGUGCUGCGGCGGCUUGUCUAUCUCGGCAUCAAGGAGCUUUGCGAAGUUGCAGAGGAUACAAUCAUUGUGACAUCUUCCCUAACAAAAGACAUGACUGGAAGGGAAGAACAGUACCGAGCUCCAGCAAUCAGGGCUCUCUGUCGCAUAACUGAUGCCACAAUGAUGCAAGCAAUUGAACGAUACAUGAAGCAGGCCAUUGUGGACAGAGCCCCUGGAGUUAGCAGUGCUGCACUGGUGUCUUGCCGGCAUAUUAUGAAGGAGUCCCCUGAUGUGGUCAAGCGCUGGGUGUCAGAGGUUCAAGAGGCUUUGAGUUCUGAUUGUGUUAUGGUACAGUUCCAUGCUUUGGGUGUUCUCCACCAGAUCAGAAAGAGCGACAAGCUUGCUGUCACCAAGAUGGUAUCUAAGUUGACAUCUUCUGGAUUGCGCUCACCGUAUGCCAUCUGCUUGUUGAUUCGUAUCGUUGCGCGCCUCAUCGAAGAAGAUGAAGCAAAUGCCGAUUCUCGGCUGUUUGAUUUCCUUGAGUCCAUGUUGCGCCAUAAGGCUGAGAUGGUUAUUUAUGAAGCAGCCAAUGCCAUUGUGACCCUCAAGAAAUCCUCUGCCCGUGACCUGGCACCAGCUGUCUCUGUUCUACAGCUCUUCCUCUCUAGCUCAAAGCCAACCCUGAGAUUUGCUGCUGUCCGUACCCUGAGCAAAGUGGCAAUGACUCAACCCAGUGCUGUUACAGCUUGCAACUUGGAUCUGGAAAACUUAAUACAAGAUGUAAAUAGAUCAAUUGCAACUCUUGCAAUCACCACCCUGCUAAAGACUGGGUCUGAAGGGUCUGUAGAUAGACUCAUGAAGUCUAUCUCUUCUUUCCUCAAUGACAUAUCAGACGAAUUCAAGGUGGUGGUUGUUGAGGCAUUGCGUGCUCUAGCCCUCAAAUACCCAAAGAAGCAAGCAGUUCUCAUGUACCAACUUGCUGACAUGCUACGCAGUGAAGGUGGUCUGCCUUACAAGGAAGCCAUUGCUAGCACUAUUAUCACUAUUAUAGAAGAUAACCCCGAAGCAAAAGAGAAAGGUCUUGACCACUUGUGUGAAUUCAUCGAGGACUGUGAACAUACGACUUUGGCUGUGCGUAUAUUACACCUGCUUGGACGUGAAGGCCCUCGCACUCGACAGCCUGCUCGUUACAUCCGCUUCGUCUAUAACAGAGUCAUUCUUGAGAAUGCAGCUGUGCGAGCAGCAGCAGUGUCCGUUCUUGCCAAGUUUGGAGCACAGUGUGACUCUCUUCUGGACAACGUCCUUGUUCUCCUCAAACGUUGCAUGAUGGACACUGAAGAUGAGGUUAGAGACAGAGCAACCUAUUACCAUGCUGUUCUGUCUACGCGAGAUUCUGCACUCAUUCACCGCUACAUUUUAAAUCCUCCUCAGUUUGCUCUGCCAAGUUUGGAAAGAGCGCUUGGCCAGUACAUCAACAAUGACACCUCUGUUGCGUUUGACACAAAGACCAUUCCUACCGCUCCCCCGCCAGCAGAGGAGAAGAAAGCCCCAAGUAUCAUGGAGCCCGUACCUAGGAUAGAAGAAAGAGUUAUUCCUACACAUGAGAAGUAUGCCGAACAGCUUGCUGGUAUUCCACAGUUCACUCACCUUGGCCCUCUUUUCAAGUCGUCAUUGCCCUUGGAACUCACGGAAUCAGAGACAGAGUACAUGGUCCGCUGUAUUAAGCACACAUUCCAGAAUCAUAUUGUGUUACAGUUUGAUUGCACCAACACCCUAAAUGACCAACUAUUAGAAGACGUUAAUGUGGUUGUAGAAGGAGAUGGGUGGGAUGUGGAGGUCUCCAUCCCAUGCCACUCCCUGCCUUAUUCACAGCCUGGUUCUUGUUAUACCCUCUUAAGUAUUCCACAAGAUAUUAUGUCUACAACUGGUACCUUUUCAGCAACACUCAAAUUUAAAGUUAGAGACUGUGAUCCUGCUACAGGCGAGCCUGACACAGAUGAUGGUUAUGAGGAUGAUUAUACACUCGAAGAUGUUGAAAUUAGUGUAGCCGACCAUGUGCAGCGUGUAGCCCGCAGCAAUUUCGCGGCUGGGUGGGAUGAACUUGGGGCAGCCAAUGAGUUGGAAGAUACGUUUGCACUCUCUGCUAUGAACACCUUAGAAGAAGCUGUCACGCAGAUUACGCAGUUCCUAGGAAUGCAUCCGUGUGACCGUUCAGAUCGAAUUCCAGAUGGAAAGAGUGCCCACACCUUGUAUUUAGCAGGUACUUAUCGAGGUGGACACGAAGUGUUGGUCAGGGCUAAGCUGGCUCUUGCCGACGGUGUCACGAUGCAGUUGACGGUUCGAUCAGAUGACCCUGAAGUGUCGGAAGUUAUUGCAUCAGCAGUUGGUUAAAUUUCAGCUGUGUUUAAUUUUUACUUGUUUUUAAGGAAACCCCCUGUAUAAAAAGAUUUAAAAUUUUAUUUGCUAUGCCAUAAUUGUUCUCUAGUUUUUCAAGUAAUUUUGGUGAUACAGUAUAUAUAUUUUCUUUGUUAGGAAUCUUGAACAACUGUUGUAUUUAUUGAUAAUGUUGAUCUUCAAACAGAAAAGGUAACAAAAAAUUUUGCCUGGUUUAAUAAAUAUAUAUUCAGUAUCCA